Molecule: messenger RNA, 1099 nt
Organism: Orbicella faveolata
Lineage: Eukaryota; Metazoa; Cnidaria; Anthozoa; Scleractinia; Merulinidae
Product: histamine H2 receptor-like
Biological process (GO): G protein-coupled receptor signaling pathway
Cellular component (GO): membrane
Molecular function (GO): G protein-coupled receptor activity
Source: RefSeq, a predicted model, not a curated record
CCAAUCUUUUCAUUUUAAUAUGGUGAACUUAUCAAGGCAUAUGGACAACGACGCACUAGAUGAUCUGGACGAUAAGCAAGAGGAGACAAUUCUCGGCUUCAGUCCAGAAUUCGAUACGUUUCCAAUUGUCCUAGCAGUUUUUAUCGCGAUGUUCAACUCACUUGUUCUGUUUCUCACUACAAGGGUUCGAUCUCUUCGAACGGUAACGAACUUAAUCCUUGGCAGCUUGGCGUUUUCAGACUUGCUUAGUGGUGUACUUGGAAUACCUUUCUACUUGGCUUGCUCUGCAAUUCAAGAGAGAGUGGUUUGCGGGAUCACUCAGAUGCUCACGAGGUUCUUCUCGAUUUCGAUUGUUCUGCACCUCUUUCUAGUUUCUGUCGAUCGCCAUGUCGCUGUUAUCCACGCCAUACGCUAUAGCUCUUUGAUUACGAAGCGAAGGAUACUCUCCUUACUUCUCUCGGUGUGGUUAACCGCCGUAUUUGUCUCCCUGAUUCAACUCUCAUGGAUAGGCCUCGACAUGAAUGUUAACGAAGGUAUCGAGGAGAAAACCGCAAGAAUAAUAAUCAUAUAUGAUAUAUUUUGUAUCAUCUUAUUCUUCUUGGUACCACUUAUAACAAUGAUCUUUUGCUACAUCACAAUAUUUCUUGUUUUGAGAAAACAGCUGCGAGUAAUCGAGCAAAACAACACGCCGUCUUUUAGGAAGAACGUACGACGAUCCAGUGCGCGCGAAAGGCGCGCCGCAGUAAUUUUCGUGAUCAUGAUAAGCAUUUAUAUUUUCUGCUGGCUUCCUUAUUUUCUGCUUGGCCUGUUCCAUCUGAUUGGGAAUGACUUUUUCACGUUACCAAUCUCAGUUGAAUACACGCUGUUCUACUAUCCUAAAUUUUUGAACUCUCUUUUAAACCCACUGCUUUACGUAAUCUGCAAGCACGACUUCCGGCAGGCCUUUCGUGUAAUCAGAAGAAAAACAAAUAAGGGCUCAUCGUUGAGUCUGCAAAAAACCUAUGGAAAAGGAUCUCAGCGGGGACAAAAUAGGGAAAGUCAUUAUUUAGAACACUUACCAUCAAAUCGUGCCUAACUUCUUUAGCGAAUUGUGUUGACA